Molecule: messenger RNA, 674 nt
Organism: Corticium candelabrum
Lineage: Eukaryota; Metazoa; Porifera; Homoscleromorpha; Homosclerophorida; Plakinidae
Exons: 5
Coding region: 1-483 (160 amino acids)
Source: RefSeq, a predicted model, not a curated record
AUGGCAAUCUCGUCUUAUUGCGGUCCGAGAUCUACUUCAAAGGAAAAUGAAAGAAGUGAAAGUGUUCAAGUCGAAAGUUCGUGCACGUAUAGCAAAGACCAACUGAAUAAUCAAGAAGCCAUUCCUUCAGCAUGGGGAGGUUCUGUUCGGUCUGAUCCGGAAAUGAGUUUUGGAAAUAUGCUAACUACGACAGGGGGUCCAGCGUAUGAAACAGACAAUGAUAACACACCAGGCUCAGGAAAAGGGGAUCAACCUUCUAGCUAUGAUGAAACUUCCAAGUCAGUAAGAGAAGUACCAGAGACUUCAAAAGACCAAAGUAAAGAUGAAGUCAUUAGAUGCUGCCCGUGCACCCAGCAAAUAAUUAAAGUUGUGAACCGUCGAAUGGAUGAGUGCUGUGACAUGGCUCAAGACACGAGGGAUGAGAUGCUCUCAAGCAUAUCCGGCGCUUUUGCUAAUCGGGACGCAACCGAAACAGCUUUGUAGCAACUGCAUGCGCAUAAUUAGUUCUGUAGAGCCAUACCUGACAUUCUCUAUUUUUGGUAACAAAUGCUGGGGUUUGUGUUUUGAUUCUUGCUAGUAGAACGGGGUAAAAUUACCAUAUGUACGUAAACUUUAUAGUUAGCCUGCAUCAAGCAUACGCUUUUAGCUAUAGAUAUACAGUCGAAAUAGCUGGC